Erythranthe guttata (spotted monkey flower) is the source of this 957-nucleotide messenger RNA. The record is from RefSeq and is a predicted model, not a curated record. NCBI's taxonomy places the organism in Eukaryota, Viridiplantae, Streptophyta, Magnoliopsida, Lamiales, Phrymaceae.
AAUUCGAAAUCGAAACCAGGAAGCGAUGAUUUCAUCACUGUUAUCGUCAAAUCCGGCGCUAGUAGAUUCCGAUAGAUCAUCCACGAGAAGAAGAAAGAGGAAGAAAAUCCAGCACCAAACACAAAAUCAGUCAGAAAUUACAGAAAUCAAUCCGACGAUCCAGUGGAAAUCCGACGCUCAGCAGCAAAUCUACUCAUCAAAACUCCUCCACGCGCUGAAGCAAGUCCGGCUCAGCGGCGGAGCUCAGACUUCGGCUCCGAGACGCGUGCACGACGCCGCGUACAGAGUAUUAGCCGCGACGGCGAAGGGACGGUCGAGGUGGAGCCGAGCUAUACUCACGAGCCGGCUCAAACUGAAGUUCGUGAAGAAAAACAACACGGCCAAACGACACCGUAGGGUGAUGACGUCAAUCACCGCCGGCAGCUGCCGCGCGCAGAAGAAAUCGAAGGUGAGCGUUCUCAGGUUGAAAUCCAAGUGUUUGCCGGCGUUCCAGCGCAAAGCGCGCGUUCUCGGUAGGUUGGUUCCCGGUUGCCGGAAACAGCCGUUGCCGGUGGUUUUGGAGGAGGCCACCGAUUAUAUCGCCGCCCUCGAAAUGCUGGUACGAACCAUGAGUGCCUUAGCCGAGCCGCUUUCUGUAUCCGGCUCAUCUUCUAGUGGCUCCACAAUGGCUCUUAUUGGUGGGCUUAAUCAGCUAUAGCUCAAGCUAAACUCUCCCUAUCAAAUAUGGGUUUUUUCUUUUGAAGAGUCAGAUAUUCUCCUAUCUUAUGAAUAUCCUAUUGUGAAUUAUAUUUUAUUUUUAAUUUUUUUUCAAAAAAAAAAAAAAGAGAGUUUCUGGUGAUGUAACUUGUAAGAUUAAUAUAUAUUAUUUCAUAAGUUGGAUAAUUAGGAUUUAUGAUGAAAUAAUGUGGGAUUAAUUAAUUAGGUGCAAUGAAUCCAGGUCACAAUCUUCUUUAUUCA